Molecule: messenger RNA, 758 nt
Organism: Lobosporangium transversale
Lineage: Eukaryota; Fungi; Mortierellomycota; Mortierellomycetes; Mortierellales; Mortierellaceae
Exons: 2
Coding region: 110-676 (188 amino acids)
Molecular function (GO): protein binding
Source: RefSeq, a predicted model, not a curated record
UCAUGAUCAUAUCAAUAACAUUUCAUAUCAUUUAUUAUCUGCAAUAAAAGCUACACUGUGGCUUGAUCGUCAUUGCACAAAGUUGAAACAAGAACAUGUUGACUCAAGCAUGUUGCUCUUUCAUUCAACCAUGAAUCACUCUGAAGUUCGAGUGUUUGCAAAGCAUCUCCAAGCACCUGGAGUUGUGCAUCAAGUCUGCAUUGGUGACUGGACUGGAUUUCGGAAUGAAUGGAAUGAAUGUCUUUCGCAAGAGAGGCCAGACCAACUCGACGUGAUCGUUGGGAAAGGGUCAUUCCUUUCGCUCUACAAGUUUACAAUCGAUAAAACUGAUGUAGAGGAGCGACCUAAGGGAUCAUUUCAGAUAGUUCACGAGCAACCAGUAUUCGGGACUAUCAAGGAUAUGAAGGUUAUGCGCUGUACAUUUGAAACGGAAGUCGAAGGCGACAUGAAAAUGGAAACUGAUAUGGAUGACGGGCUAGAUCGUCCGAGAUAUGGUUACCUUCCAAGACACGCAUCGUCAUUUGUUGUAGCGGUAACAUCUGACUCUGGUUAUCUGUCAUUAUUGACAUUCUACUUCAAUGGGGAUACAAAGGAUACGACGGAUCAGGGAAAGUUUUAUACGCUGCAGCAGGUAUAUUUGUACUUGAAAGGCGUCAACAUGGCCAAUUGGUUUUAGUAGAUGGACAGUUUGUAAUUAUCUUGAGUGCUAUUAGACUUUUCCCCUUUUCUUUCUAACAGAUGUAGCAAUUGCUCGAGAU